Molecule: messenger RNA, 852 nt
Organism: Zophobas morio
Lineage: Eukaryota; Metazoa; Arthropoda; Insecta; Coleoptera; Tenebrionidae
Exons: 3
Coding region: 1-852 (283 amino acids)
Source: RefSeq, a predicted model, not a curated record
AUGGACACAGCAGUAGUUAACUCCGCAAUUAAACUUUCGAAUUGUUAUGCUCGCCAAGAUAACGCGCUCAGCAAUCCAAUUCGAACAUUCCAGUUUAUGAUCGAGUACAAUUUAUACGAAUUGCCUUUAGUUUUAGCUCCGGAUACUACGAGGACUGUUGUUUCAGUCCUCGUAGUAUCCGGAGCUAAAGCUUCGAUGGGAAGGUUGUACGGUCGAUUAAUAAAGAAGAGAAUUGAGGAUCAAUAUAGAGAAAUGGAAGAUCAAAGCGGUUUUCGAGCGGGAAGGUCUUGCAUAGACAAUAUAUUCGUUCUCCAACAAAUUAUAGAAAAACGAACAUCCAGAAAUCUACCUACCCAUAUAGUAUUUAUAGACUUAGAGAAGGCCUACGAUACUGUGCCCUUAAAAACACUCUUUGAGACACUGACGAAGGCAGACCUAAGUAAGAUUUACAUUGAAGCUAUAAUGAAUAUGUAUAGAAAUGCAAAAGGCGCCAUCAAAAUGCGGAAUACUAUCUCAGACCCUUUUCCAGUUACAAAAGGCUUGAGACAAGGAUAUGAUCAAGUAAUUAUAGCAAACGAUGAGGAAGACAUGGACUACAUGAUUCGAAAACUAACAGCAGAAUAUGAGGAAUGGGGACUCACUAUCAACUUAAACAAGACCGAGUACCUAAAAAUAAAAGACGAAGAAAAAGAUGACCAACUGUCGAUCACGAAAAUAAAGAAAUGUGAUGAAUUUAAAUAUCUAGGUAGCGUAAUAACCAAAGAAGGGACAUCACAAAGAGAUAUAAGAAACAAAGUACAACAGGGUCGAAAAAUAACUCAAACACUAAAUUCUCUACUCUGGUCGCCGUAA